Messenger RNA from Aspergillus sclerotioniger CBS 115572, 460 nucleotides. RefSeq lists its product as uncharacterized. The coding region runs from base 199 to 369 and encodes 56 amino acids. The transcript has a single exon. The record is from RefSeq and is a predicted model, not a curated record. Lineage: Eukaryota; Fungi; Ascomycota; Eurotiomycetes; Eurotiales; Aspergillaceae.
GUAGGAUUAUGUACAAGGAAAGUAAAAGCGUGUAGUUGUUACACAACCAUCAUGCUGUUGUACUCCCUAAUCAUUGGGGAUAUCUUACCCCCCACCAAGUGAAGCACCUACUCUACUCUGCCAAUUCCGUGGAGUGUAGAGUCCAGACUGGACGACACAACCAAACCAAACCAACAAGGAUCCCAUCCUAUGCCAGGUAUGGGUAACCCACCACCAGUUACCCACCUCUCCAACUUCCAAGAAAGUAAAGCGACCAUAACAAGGCAGACGUUCAACAAUGGACAGGACUCGGAUCCGGCGGAUGCCACCACCUUCCACCUUCCACCUUCCACCUUCCACCCGCAUCCAUUCAUCCAUUCAUCCAUCUAAUAAAGCACACCACCCACCAUCCCCGCCCCAAAUCCAAGACUCAACAAAAACUAGUGAGGGGUAGACACCACCACCACUGUAGAUAGGUAGA